Hemibagrus wyckioides is the source of this 3892-nucleotide messenger RNA. It is a transcript of the gene mdm2, whose product is annotated as MDM2 proto-oncogene. Gene Ontology annotation, biological process: regulation of cell cycle; negative regulation of apoptotic process. The coding region runs from base 1618 to 3015 and encodes 465 amino acids. The transcript has 11 exons. Lineage: Eukaryota; Metazoa; Chordata; Actinopteri; Siluriformes; Bagridae. Gene Ontology annotation, molecular function: ubiquitin protein ligase activity; identical protein binding. The record is from RefSeq and is a predicted model, not a curated record. Gene Ontology annotation, cellular component: nucleus.
UUUUUUAUUACGAUUCUAAAUGGUAUUGAGUCGACGGAGAACAUAUCUAGGAUGUUUAUCAUCACUGUAAGCUAUCGGUUUGGUGUCCGCUAGGCGCUUGGGCUGAGAGCUAAGCUAGUUAGCAUGCGUUGCCGUGUCGAGGCCCUGUCACAGCCUCGGUAUUUCCUGUGGAAACUUUCCGAAGGGAACGCGUUAGCCCGUGCUUGAUUGGUUUCUAAUGCUGUCUGAUGUUAGAAUUGAACCUUUAACAAGCUUUAUAGUCAUUGUAGCUUGCAAACAACAGGCUUGUGUACUGAAAUUCUAAACAGCUAGCAGGAUAUCACUUGUGUUUAUACAGUGAUAAUGUAAACAUGCUUGAUUCCGGGCUCUCAGAAUUAAUGUAGUGAUGUUUGUUUACAUAAUACACACAGGGUAGUCACGUUAUUAUUAUUAUUAUUAUUAUUAUUAUUAUUAUUAUUGUCAGCACUUCCUGUUUUUUCCUGUUGUGAAAGCAGAACAUUUUAAAUCCGAUAUUAUUAACUGAAGUUUAACUUGCAUUAGGUGUACGUGCACGCGCUGCAUGUUUGCGCGUGCUGCUGGAAGAUUAUAGUCAGUUAAUUGAAGCGCACACACCUUCAUUCUUUUCUCUUUUUUUAACGCAUUGAUUGCUUAACUGAACCCCAAGCAGACAUGCACAUGAUGUAAUCUCUCUCAGCUAUGCGGAGGAGAAUUAAAGUUUGCUCCAGACGCGACGCUGUUGUUCUCAUUACGCAAUGUUGUGGAGGUCGGAUCAAACCGCCCAUACAACCGAGACAAGUCCGGGCAUGUAAGCGCGCGAGACGCCGAUUCAGCACCGCGGCUCGUACACUAGCGUGCUAAACUGUAUCAAAAAAACACAACUUCCUGUUUUAUUCGAUUCACUUCGGUCGCCAUGGUUACCUAGUGCACUUUCACCCUUACGCACUAAGGAGCGUUCUGGAGGAUAGAUAGAUAAAUAAAUAAAUAAAAGAAAUCGAACCCGCGCGUGCGGCGCCAUGGUGACUUUGCUUCUACUGUAGUAAAGUUGAGCCCGGCUAUCACCAUGGUUACCGUGCGCGCGACAUCGCUUUUUCGCACUGAAUAGCCUUUUAAAGCAGAAUGAUAUGUGUCUGCUUUUUUUGUUUUAUAGUAAAUAUAGCAAGCAAGUGUGUUUGCGACAUUUGUACCGCGCAUGCGCGGAAAUGCGUCUACUUCUUUCUCAGAAGUAUGACGAAACGAUUUACGGUCAGUUUCGUUUAUGUAUAAUACUCCUGCUAUAAUACUACUAAUAACAACGCUAUAAUGUCAGCAAUUCCGCGCAUGCGCAGUAGUGACAUACUAGUUGGUAGGUUAGUAGGCAGGUUGAACAGUCAUGCUUGGACAUGUUGAAUCCUCCAACUCCACGCUACAGGCCCCGCCCUAAAAUACAUCAGGAGUCCCGUCAUGCUAGCCCUGACAUGUCUCUCUCUCUCUCUCUCUCUCUCUCUCUCUCUCUCUCAGCCCAUUUAAAUCUCCCUGUCCCACACUCAGACUUUCUCACUCAGCUGAGGCACUUUAUGUACAGAUGAAGAGUCUAUGUUAUCUAUAUAGAAGUUUAUUUAUUUGAUCCAGAUACUCACCAUGUCUACAGAGAAUUGUCUGAGCAGCUCACAGAUCAACAAGAUUGAUAAUGAGAAGCUGGUAAGACCCAAAGUGCAAUUGCAAACCCUGUUAAAAGAUGCAGGGGCAGAUAAGGACAUUUUCACCAUGAAGGAGGUUAUGUUCUACCUGGGCAAGUACAUCAUGAGCAAGGAGUUAUAUGACAAGCAGCAGCAGCACAUCGUGCACUGUGGAAACGACGCCCUCGGUGCUGUGCUCGGAGUGACCAGCUUCUCCGUCAAAGAACCACGAGCUUUGUUUGCAAUGAUUUCUAAAAAUCUCAUAGCAGUGAGAAUUCCAGAGUCUCAGUCAUCAUUUAGAGAACGUAGAGCUCUAGGUGAAGCUGACCGAGGGCCAGAGGAGACGAACCCGAGAUCAUCUACUUCCACACAGCAACAGCGCAGGAGACGACGGAGCAGUGAUCCUGCAAGCGUCACUGCUGAGGAGGAAUCCAGCGAGCCACGGAAGAGGCACAAGUCAGACAGCAUCUCCCUGACGUUUGACGACAGCCUGUCAUGGUGUGUGAUCGGAGGCCUGCGCAGAGAGAGAGGGAGCAGCGAGUCUUCGGUAUCUCACAGCAUUUCGGACGUAAGUAGAUCUCACAGUGGUGGGAGUGAUGAGAGUGACGAUUCAGACUCUGAUAACUUCAGUGUGGAGUUUGAAGUGGAGUCUAUCGAUUCAGAUGCCUACAGCGAGAACGAUGAAGACUCCGUACCGGGAGAAGACGAGGUUUAUGAAGUUACAAUCAUUGCAGAGGAUGAGGAUUCAUUUGAUGAAGAUACAGAGAUCACUGAGGAGGACUACUGGAAAUGUGCCGAGUGUGAAGAGCUGAACCCUCCGCUCCCACGCCACUGCAAAAGCUGCUGGAAGGUUCGUCCUGGAUGGCUUCCGGAGAUUAGCGCUGUAUCUGAGAACCCCACCGACGACACGCCCGACAACACGCAAACUGACACCACCUGUGUCAAAACGGACCUUGAAGCCAAAGCACCAUGCGCCGAAUCUCCUACUCCGACCCCCGACCCUGAUGACGGCGUGGACGUCCCGGACGGCAAGGUCUCGCGCUCUCAGAGUACUUCCUGCUCCGACUCUCAGGGCUCGUUCGUCUGCUACUCUCAGCCCUCCACCUCCUCCAGCCAGGAGGAAACCCCUGAGCUGGAGCGCACCACCAGCUUAAGCAGCACCGAGUCGUGUCUGCCCGCGUCCUGUCUGGAGCCCUGCGUCAUCUGCCAGAGCAGACCCAAGAACGGCUGCAUCGUCCACGGACGCACCGGACACCUCAUGGCCUGCUACACAUGUGCCAAGAAGCUGAAGAAGCGCAACAAGCUCUGCCCCGUGUGCCGAGAGCCCAUCCAGUCCGUCGUCCUUACUUACAUCAGCUGAGAAAGAACCGGAUCCACAAGCUGUUCAGUUACCUCACUGUCCUUUAGUCACAAGAAGAAACCGCGAGAUCCAUCUCUUGCUAACGUCAGUGAAGGGUUACUGAUUAAAUAUGUUGUUAGAAAGAGCAAAGAUUCUCCAUAUUUUAUUUUGUUUGUUUCGUUAUAGAAAAAUUGUUUACAAAUGUUCUAUUGAAAAGUGGUUUAACCUCAUAUCAAAUAUGUACAGAUUCAAUAUAAAUACACCUCUUAUGACACCUGGUAUGGAAAUUAAACACAAACAAGGAGCAAUGUUGAGGCAAGUCUCUCUCUCUCUCUCCCCCUCAUCUCUCUCUCUCUCUCUCUCUCUCUCUCUCUCUGCCCCCCCCCCCCACCUGAUUUGGUUCAAAUUUGCUCUCAAAUGUUGUUUUUUUUUUUUUUUUUUUUUUUUUUACUAUGUUGAUUAGGAAGGCUAGGUUUUUUCCCUUUCUGUAUUUUUCAAUAAUUAUUAUGAAUGCUUAUAGAUAAAAUGUAAAUUGUAUAAUAUUGUUUUCUUUUUUUUAAACCGUUUUCUAUUUAUAAAUGAAAAAAUAAAUGUAAAUUGUUUAUUUAUGAUCAUUUGACCCACGUGUGCUGGAGUUUCCUGUUCUGGGUGUUUUGUUUGGGUGAUGUGGAUUAAAGCAGAUAGAGUUUUCUACCUAAUGGUCACUGCAUUAUAUGAAGACGUCAGUAAGAUUAAGGGUGAGUCGUUUGUAUGAGUGAUUCAUCUUACACACCGUAUAUAUAUAUAUAUAUAUAUAUAUAUAUAUGAUUACUGACAUGUUUAAAUAUUUUAAUUUAUACUAGGUGAAUAUGGAGCAAUGUUUGAAGUGUGUUAUUUUUGGGUGCUCUGAAAUAUUUUA